ACUUCCCCUCCUACCAAUUCUAGUCGUUUUUCCCAAUUACUCAUCAUGUCUAGCUACGCGCUUCCCAAGUCCCACCAGGACCUCAUGGAGAAGUCCCUGGUGGACACUGACAAUGAGGUCGCUCAAAUCAUGGAGAAGGAAAUUCAGCGUCAACGCGAGUCCAUCCUCCUCAUCGCCUCCGAGAAUGUUACCUCCCGCGCCGUCUUUGAUGCGCUCGGUUCGCCCAUGUCCAACAAGUACUCUGAGGGUUACCCCGGUGCCAGAUACUACGGUGGCAACGAGCACAUUGACUCCAUCGAACUGCUCUGCCAGAAGCGCGCUCUUGAGACCUUUGGUCUUGACUCGGAGAAGUGGGGUGUCAACGUACAAUGCUUGAGCGGUAGCCCGGCAAACUUGCAGGCAUACCAAGCCAUCAUGAGGCCACACGACAGGCUGAUGGGUCUUGAUCUGCCCCACGGUGGUCACUUGAGCCACGGUUACCAGACACCGCAGAGGAAAAUCUCCGCUGUUUCCACAUACUUCGAGACGUUCCCCUACCGCGUAAACCUCGAGACUGGCCUCAUCGACUACGACCAGCUCGAGCAGAACGCCCUCAUGUACCGCCCCAAGGUCCUCGUUGCCGGUACCUCCGCCUACUGCCGUGAGAUCGACUAUGCCCGCAUGCGCGAGAUUGCUGACAAGGUCGGCUGCUACCUGUUGAUGGACAUGGCCCAUAUCUCUGGUCUUGUCGCUGCUGGUGUUAACAAGUCGCCCUUCCCAUACUGCGACAUUGUCACCACCACGACCCACAAGUCCCUUCGUGGACCCCGUGGUGCCAUGAUCUUCUUCCGCAAGGGCGUGCGCAAGACCGAUGCCAAGACUGGCAAGGAGACCCUAUAUGACCUCGAGGGACCCAUCAACUUCUCCGUCUUCCCUGGUCACCAGGGUGGUCCCCAUAACCACACCAUCACCGCGCUUGCUGUUGCGCUUAAGCAAGCCCAGACCGAGGACUUCAAGCUCUACCAGCAACAAGUCAUCAAGAACGCAAAGGCACUUGAGGUUGCCUUCAAGAAGAUGGACUACAAGCUCGUCACUGACGGCACUGACAACCACAUGGUCCUCCUGGACCUCAAGCCCUUUGCCCUCGACGGUGCCCGUGUUGAGGCCGUUCUCGAGCAGGUAAACAUUGCCUGCAACAAGAACACCACCCCUGGUGACAAGUCCGCACUUACGCCUAUGGGUAUCCGUAUUGGAGCACCAGCCAUGACAUCGCGUGGUCUGGGUGAGGAUGACUUCAAGAAGAUUGCCAACUACAUCGACUCAUGCAUCAAACUAUGCAAGAAGAUCCAGAGCGAGCUCCCCAAGGAGAACAACAAGCUCAAGGACUUCAAGAACAAGGUCGCAUCCGGCGAGGUGCAAGAGAUCAACGACCUGAAGAAGGAGAUUGCGGCCUGGGCCGUCACUUUCCCCCUUCCCAUCUAAAUAAUCUAUUGUUCGCGUGGCGUAAAGGCGUUUGGCGGGACAGGGUGUUUCAACAAAAGGAUCUAGACAGGCACGUUCAACAGCUCGCACCAAUUUUGGGUUCAUGAGGAAUGAUAUCAUGGUAUGAGAAAAGUUACAUAUCAAGGGGGGUUGAACGAUGCAAACCCCCGCUCAGCACUUGGCUUCUCCAGGUUGUUGCUUAACCAGCAAUAUGUAUGAAUAAGGGUCUUUGGACCCGUUAC
Molecule: messenger RNA, 1703 nt
Organism: Pyrenophora tritici-repentis Pt-1C-BFP
Lineage: Eukaryota; Fungi; Ascomycota; Dothideomycetes; Pleosporales; Pleosporaceae
Product: GlyA, Glycine-serine hydroxymethyltransferase
Biological process (GO): tetrahydrofolate interconversion; folic acid metabolic process; L-serine catabolic process
Cellular component (GO): cytoplasm
Molecular function (GO): glycine hydroxymethyltransferase activity; pyridoxal phosphate binding; cobalt ion binding
Source: RefSeq, a predicted model, not a curated record